Messenger RNA from Caenorhabditis remanei, 918 nucleotides. RefSeq lists its product as uncharacterized. Gene Ontology annotation, biological process: mRNA splicing, via spliceosome. NCBI's taxonomy places the organism in Eukaryota, Metazoa, Nematoda, Chromadorea, Rhabditida, Rhabditidae. The coding region runs from base 1 to 918 and encodes 305 amino acids. Gene Ontology annotation, cellular component: catalytic step 2 spliceosome. Gene Ontology annotation, molecular function: protein binding. The record is from RefSeq and is a predicted model, not a curated record. The transcript is spliced from 6 exons.
AUGUCCAAAUGUCCCACAGUUCGUGCUAAAAUAAUUGAUUGUAAGCAAGGUGCUGUCCGUGCAGUCAGAUAUAAUGUCGAUGGAAAUUAUUGUAUCACUUGUGGCAGUGACAAAACCGUCAAACUAUGGAAUCCAAUGAAGAACAGUCUUCUGAAGACCUAUUCUGGAACAGGAAACGAAGUUCUUGAUGCUGCGUCUUCAUCGGAUAACUCGCAAAUAGCAGCUGGUGGAGCCGAUCGAGCAUGCACAAUAUUUGACGUGGAGACAGGAAAGCAGUUGAGGAGAUGGAGAACUCACGGAGCCCAAGUGAAUUCUGUAGCCUUCAACGAAGAGUCUUCAGUUGUUUUUUCUGGAUCGAUGGACUGUACGAUGCAAGCAUUUGACUGUAGGUCUCGAAGUGAGAAGCCUAUUCAAAUUUUCAAUGAAUCAACUGAUGGAAUUAUCUCAAUCGAUGUUAACGGUCACGAAAUUGUAGCAGGAAGUGCUGAUGGAAACUAUAGGAUAUAUAAUGUUAGAGAUGGAAAUAUGACAUUGGACUAUAUGGGUGAUUCAGUGAACAGUAUAAGUUUCACACCUGAUGGCAAUUGUCUUCUAGCUGGAGUCAUGGGUGGAAUUGUGAGGUUGAUGGAUAAGUCGAGUGGAAAACUAUUGGCUAGUUAUAAAGGUCAUCAGAAUACAGAAUACAAACUUGACUGUAGAGUACUGCAGUCAAUUGAACACGUGGCGACCGGGUCAGAAGAUGGAUUCGUUUAUGUGUAUAGUCUUCUCGAUUCGAAUAUAGUCUCCAAGCUGGAACAUCCGUCAAAAGUUAUUCAUUCUCUCACAGCUCAUCCGAAAAAGGAACGCUUGAUGACUGCUGCUGGGCAAAUGAUUUAUCUGUGGGUGGCUGAUGACGAUACUGAAGUCUUGGGAGAAUAA